Messenger RNA from Pipistrellus nathusii (Nathusius's pipistrelle), 975 nucleotides. Lineage: Eukaryota; Metazoa; Chordata; Mammalia; Chiroptera; Vespertilionidae. The record is from the annotation of a GenBank genome assembly.
AUGCAUGCAAUGAGACACUUUUCUGUGAAGCUGAACGAUGGGCACUCCAUGCCUAUUCUGGGAUUUGGCACCUCAGCUCCUGCUAAGGUUUCUAAGAGUAAGGUGGAAGAGGCCAUUGAGAGAGCAAUUGAUAUAGGCUAUCGCCAUAUUGAUUCAGCUUAUAUAUACCUAAAUGAAGAAGAGAUUGGGAGGGCCAUCCGGAAGAAAAUUGCCGAUGGCACUGUGAAGAGAGAUGACAUAUUCUAUACUUCAAAGCUGUGGGGCACCUUUUUCCGUCCAGAAUUGGUCCAAACUGGCCUAGAAGUAUCUCUGAGGAAACUUCAGCUGAGCUAUGUGGAUCUUUUUCUUAUUCAUUUCCCAGUAGCUUUGAAGCCUGGGGAGGAAAUUUUCCCAAAGAACACAGAUGGGAAACUCAUUUCUGACACAGUGGAUCUCUGUACCACCUGGGAGGUCCUGGAGAAGUGUAAGGAGGCAGGAUUGGCCAAGUCCAUUGGUGUAUCCAAUUUUAACUUCAAGCAGCUGGAGAUGAUCCUGAACAAACCAGGACUCAAAUACAAGCCUGUAUGCAACCAGGUAGAGUGUCACCUGUACCUUAACCAGAGCAAACUUCUGGAUUUCUGCAAGUCCAAGGACAUUGUCCUCACUGCAUAUGGCGUCCUGGGCUCUGACCCCGAAAAGGAGUGGGUGACCAAGAACUACCCAGUUAUCCUGGAGGACCCAGUACUCAAUGUCAUUGCUGAAAAGCACCAGCGAACCCCAGCUCAGGUGGCCCUGCGUUACCAGCUGCAGCGGGGCUUGGUGGUCCUGGUCAAAAGCUUCACUGAGAAGAGAAUCCAAGAAAACUUCCAGGUUUUUGAUUUCCAGUUGACACCAGAGGAUAUGGAAACUCUAGAUGGACUCAAUAGGAACCUUCGCUAUUUUAAAGACACUUAUUUUGCUGAUCACCCAGAUUAUCCAUUUUAUGAUGAAUAUUGA